Messenger RNA from Anastrepha ludens (Mexican fruit fly), 3996 nucleotides. RefSeq names its product ras-related protein Rab-30 (gene Rab30). Gene Ontology annotation, biological process: Rab protein signal transduction. Gene Ontology annotation, cellular component: trans-Golgi network. Bases 480 to 1151 code for a protein of 223 amino acids. Gene Ontology annotation, molecular function: GTPase activity; GTP binding. The record is from RefSeq and is a predicted model, not a curated record. Lineage: Eukaryota; Metazoa; Arthropoda; Insecta; Diptera; Tephritidae. The transcript is spliced from 3 exons.
GUAGGUACAUAUGUACAUUUGGUAAAUAGCAUCACUCACAUUAGUACGCAACGUAAAUUUUAUUUUAACAUAUUAGGUGGUACUCCAAAAUCUUGAAUACGUUUUGCACUAAAUUACCAACAAAGAUUUGUUUAGUGUAAUUUAAAAAGCAAGAAAUGUUAACAUGGUUGAACAAUAACUUAUCAAGUGUUUAAAUUUCUGAAGUCUUACGUGUUAUAGUCAGUAGUUUAUUUACAAAGGUUUCACUGUUUGUUUACAUCCUCUAAUUUGCAAGGUUUUGAUAAUUAUUUUAAAGCUUUUAUAAAAAAGUUAAUUAGUGCACACAGUGGUGAUAUUCUCGCUAAAAAGAAAACUAAAGAAAAAGUUCUUUAUUAAAAAAGGGCUUACAAUAUAAUUUCGGGCGUGAAAGAAAAAUAGUUGAGUCACCAGUUUCAACUAAUACGCAGGGCCAGCAAAAGUGGAAAACAAUUUGUGCAUAAAUGGAGGAUUACAAAUUCCUUUUCAAAAUUGUGCUUGUUGGAAAUGCGGGCGUCGGAAAAACUUGCUUGGUGCGGCGAUUCACACAAGGCUUAUUUCCUCCCGGUCAAGGAGCAACUAUAGGUGUUGACUUUAUGAUUAAAACUGUGGAAGUUGAAGGUGAAAAGAUUAAGCUUCAAAUAUGGGACACCGCUGGCCAGGAGCGUUUUCGUUCUAUAACUCAAAGUUAUUACCGAUCUGCUCAUGCAUUAAUCCUUGUAUAUGACAUAAGUUGCCAGCCGACAUUUGAUUGUUUACCUGACUGGCUACGCGAAAUACAGGAGUAUGCAAAUUCAAAAGUUUUAAAAAUCCUUGUCGGCAAUAAAACCGAUCGCGAUGAUCGUGAAAUACCAACGCAAAUUGGUGAGGAAUUCGCCAAACAGCAUGAUAUGUAUUUUCUGGAGACUUCAGCCAAAGAAGCGGAGAAUGUCGAGCGCCUAUUUUAUGAAAUAGCUGCUGAACUUAUUGACCAAGCGCGAAGUAAGGAUGGCACAAACGUGAAUAAGGCAUCUGUAGAUGCUAUUGGACUUGGUAAUUUUGGCACAAAAGCAACUCAAAAUAGUUGUUGCAGUAGUUUUAGUAGCAGUACUAGUCAAUCCACAAGCGAAAGCAAUAAUAGUAGAAGCAACACUUAAACUUGUGCAGCUGAAUAGAGGUGAAUCAGUAAAUAAUUAAUUUGACGAAUAUAGAUUUUAAAAAUGUAGUUAAGGUUAAAAAUAUAUGUACAUGUAGACAUACAUGUGUACAGACGACUAUAGAACAACAGAUCGGUCGGCAUAUUCGUAGUCUCUGCAUUAAGUCAAUAUUUUGUAAAUGGGAUUCCCUUUUCCUUUAUCUGCAGUCAUUGGCAGCUAUCAUAUUCAGUACAUUUACUAUCAAUUUCUACGUCGCAACUUGCGGUAUUCGCUGCAAACAGCGUGUAAAUGUUCAUAGGUGUUUGUCUUCAUUUAGCUCCAGUUCAAGUAUUAUCUAUCUAACACUCUACACUCGGCACACCUGCCAAGCCAGUGAUAUCGAUAUGGUCAAGGCCUUUGUGCAGAGGAAAUUAGCAAAAGUUCAAAUUUAAGGACAGUAUAAAAUUUCAAUUCAGCAACAUACUCCAAAAUGAUAUAGAGACUGUUUUAUUUUAUUGCAACUACCAUAACAAUAACAGUUUACAAAUUCUCAUAAUUGCCGGUAUAAAAAUUAUAUAUCGCCGUCAAAAAGUUGUAUAUUAAACCAGAAAGAGCUCGGCCCGCUUUGCAAAAAUAAAAUACAAAUUUCCAUCCUGGCGCCAUUUAGUAAAGCGGAUCUAUUUUAUUUUAUUGUAAAAGCAUUUAUUCUCACCUAACCAAAAUAUAUUUUGAAUGUGAGUUGAAUCCAAAAAAACUUAUAAACAAUCAUUAGCAUGCUCACAGCUCACCAAUGUUUCGGCUCAGAGGUUUCGCAGUCUAUAGGCAACAUAUGUACACACAUCCAUCCAAUUUUAUAUAUGUAUGUACAUAUAUUUCGUUGGCCGAGGUUGCCGUCGAAUAUAGAAGCUUGUGCGCGACUGCCAUUCGGCAGUUCGAAACCUACUAUGGGCAUGAAACGUCUAAUAAUCGAAACGGAUUUAUUCUCGGGCGGUCGCCCGUCAGCAGGUAAUGGCCCUAAAAGCAUUUUUGUCGUAAGAAAGCUUCUCAUAACAAACCAUCAACCGUUCGGAGGCGGCAAAAAACCAUUUGUCCAUUUGUAGGACAAUAUCAAACCUCACACCUAAAAUUAAAGGAGAAGCUCAGCUGUACACCUAAUGAAAGAUGUACGCGUCAAUUACAUGUACUAUAUAUACGAGUGCAUAUAUAUAUUUUUGAGUUUGAACAUGCAAACAACAUUUCGUUUUAUGAAAUGUAUUAGGGACUUUAAAGAAGCUAGUAAGUUAAUAUUUUGGUUGUUGUUGAAUGUUUAUAUGAAGGCAUAUUUGAGCUUCUGAAAAAUUCUAUUUUGGACGUUUUUAACUAAUGACGGCGAUAUAUUCGUUAGAAGUGCCGAGUAACUGUGUUGGCACACCUUACCACAAAUUUGUAUGUAUUAUAUAUGUACAUGGGUAUAUAUAUAAUAUCGCAAUGAUUCCUAUAUUAUAGAGGAUUUGAAUCUUGAUUCUAAGUAGCUUGUAUUGUAGAAAAAAGCGGAAGUUAACCUCGGAAUUGCAAGCGCAUAUAAAAGUAUGGAUGUAUGUAUGUACAAAUGCAUGUACGAUGCACUAGCAUUAAUAUUUUUAAAAAGGCACAUUUGCAAAGUGUUUGUACAGAUUUAAGCGUUAAGUUAGUCAAAAAUAUAUUUAUAACUAAUUUGAUAGAUAUUUUUAAAUUUGCACUCAAAGUGUAAUACAUUUAUCCGUCCUUGUAUUACUAUUUUCAGUUAUUUUUUAACAGGUGAUUUGAUUACAUCACUCUGUAAAAAGAAUCCUUUUCAUUGAAAUUAUUGUCUAUGGUCUUGCAUAUGGAAACAUUUGAAGGAAUUAACAGCCUCCAGAAAAUCCAAAAGUCGUAGCGUUAUAAUUAAUUACACGGGCCGACAAAGUUAAGCUAAAUUAUUUUACCAGGUACUAGAGUAUAGUUUUGUUUUAAUAAAUCUAAUAAUCGACUGUUUGAUGUCUUCGAGGUCAUUAGUCGAUUUUUAAAUAUUGAAAGCGUAACCAUAACUCUGGAUUUUAAUUCUGCACGUCGAGUACCUUGAAAGAGUAUACUCUAGUUUCCGGUAAAAUUUCAUAUCGACCUGUGUUACUUACCGGUUUUUUGCACUUUUUUACACACAUUUUUUUUGUCAAAGCAUUCGACACUAACAUUUCAAAGUCAUAUAAGAUAAUGUGUAAACCAAUUAAUAAGCUUCAUCUUUUGAUUUAAGUAAUAGUUGCGUUUAAAUAAGAAAAAUGACUUUCUCUAAAAAUCUUUGGUCGGCCGCUAAAUAAAAUUUUGCAAGCAGAAAAAAAAAACAAAUAUUACUAACUGAUGAGUAAAUUUUUGGUUCUAUCUCUUUUGAUGCUUUCUUCUAAAUUUACCAUACAUCAGAAUUUAACUUUUAAAUACUUUUAUUUUUUUUUUGUCCCAUUAAAUUUAUUAGAAAUGACUUCCAUUUUUUUCACUUUAAAAGAGAAGGAGAUUUUCUUGUUGUUGUUGUUGUAGCACCAUAAGCAUUCCCAAUACUGACAUACGGGGAAUGCUGCUGGAGUGACAGUCCUUGGCCGGAUAUAAAUCCGAAUUGUUUCGGUAACGUAGAACCGACUGUCGUGGAAACGAGGAGGAGAUUUUAUAGUCAUAUUCGCUAAUGUUUAAUUUUCAUAUAAUAAAUUUAGUUAUGUAUUGAGCCCUCACACAUCGCACCGUUCGCAACUCCCUUUCAUUUUAUUAUUUAAAAUCAGUCGGACAGCUCACAAUUUAAAUUGAAAUGAAAAGAUUAAAACUACGAUUUGUAAUAGGUGAUGAUACAAUAACUUUUAAAAGGUAGUUUCACUUCAAAAUUAUU